AUGUUAAGCGCUUUAAAAAAUUCCAGACCGAAAGAUCAAGAGGUGUAUGCCAAUGUGAUUGAUGGGCUUAGCAAAUUAUACUUUAAAAAAUUGCUUCCACUCGAAAAUUUGUACAAAUUCCAUGAUUUCCACUCUCCUCCGCUUGAAAAAAGUGACUUCGAGUCGAAGCCAAUGGUUUUACUUAUUGGUCAGUAUUCUACUGGAAAAACAACUUUUAUACGUUACCUAAUUGGUGAAGAUUUUCCUGGCAUCCGAAUAGGCCCCGAACCAACUACAGAUAGUUUCAUAGCUGUCAUGAACGAUGCAAGGAGCGGGAUUAUUCCUGGGAAUGCUCUCGUAAUGGAUUAUUCAAAGCAAUUUAGACCUCUUUCUAAAUUUGGAAAUGGUUUUUUAAAUCGUUUUCAGUGUGCACACAUGCCAAAUGGUGUUUUGGAUGGAAUAACGUUCAUUGAUACACCUGGAAUUUUGAGUGGCGAGAAGCAACGUGUCGAUCGCGGGUACGACUUCUCAGGUGUUAUUGAGUGGUUCGCAGAGCGUGCAGAUAGAAUCAUCUUGCUCUUUGACGCUCAUAAACUGGAUAUAUCGGACGAAUUCCGGCGGGUUAUCGAAGUUUUAAAGUCGAACGAAGACAAAAUACGAAUUGUUUUAAAUAAGGCAGAUACAAUUGAUUCUCAACAACUUAUGAGAGUGUAUGGUGCUUUAAUGUGGAGUUUAGGAAAAAUAUUAAAUACACCUGAAGUAGCACGUGUAUAUAUUGGUAGUUUUUGGGACCGUCAGUUAGUAUUUGAUACCAAUAGAAAAUUAUUUGAAUUAGAGAAAAUGGAUUUGUUUCGUGAUUUGGCUACUCUACCCGCAAAUGGUACUCUGAGAAAAUUGAAUGAUUUCAUUAGACGUGCUCGUCUUGCCAAAGUUCAUGCUUAUGUUAUUUCGCAUUUGAAAAAAGAAAUGCCAACAAUCGUUGGUAAAGAUGCUAAGAAAAAAGAGCUUAUCAAUAACCUAUCCAAAGUAUACGAUACCAUAUCACGCACACAACAUAUAUCAAUUGGUGAUUUCCCUAACAUUAACAGAAUGCAAGAAUCUUUAGAAGUACAUGAUUUUAGAGCAUUUCCUGCACUGCAACCAAAACUAAUCAAAGCUGUUGAUGAAAUGUCGAGUGAAGUAGCAAAAUUAGUACAAAUGAUUCCAAUGGAACGUGAUGCAAUCGUAGAAACACAUGGUCCAGCUGUUACAGGUGGUGCAUUCGAUACGUCGGGUACACCAUUCAGUUUUCAUGCUGGUGAAGGAUUUGAAGAGGGUCGCUUUGAAAAGGAAUGGAUUGUAGAUCGUUUUAGAGAACCAUGGGAUAAAGAGUUUGACAAGCUAAAUCCUGUGGAUGGUAAAAUCAGCGGUGAAGCUUCACGUAGUCAUAUGGUCAAAUCCAAUUUACCUUAUAGUGCAUUGAAAAAUAUCUGGAUUCUAGGUGAUAUUGAUCGUGAUGGUUGUCUAGAUGCUGAUGAAUUCGCUUUAGUUUGUUAUAUAAUGAAAUUAAAACUAGAAGGCUACGAAUUACCACCCACACUUCCUGCCCAUUUAGUACCACCAUCUAAAAGAAAUUCUGAACAAGCACUUCGUAAUGGUUACCAUAACGAAUAA
Messenger RNA from Schistosoma spindalis, 1632 nucleotides. The record is from the annotation of a GenBank genome assembly. Lineage: Eukaryota; Metazoa; Platyhelminthes; Trematoda; Strigeidida; Schistosomatidae.